CGUAUGUAAACGCAACCUGCUUGUGACCAGUGCCAGCAGUAGUUUGCUCUUUGUUUCUCUGCAAAUGAGAGUAUCCUCGUCUUCGCCUUAUUCUCUACCUAUCUCCCAACGGCCAUCCACGUCAUGGAAGCAGAAGAUUCUCGCUCUUGCCUUUGGGAUCAUAUUCAAUGUGGGCUGCAUGACGAUCAAUAUCUCUCAAUUCAUAUUCCUUCUUCCUUUGAGGAUUCUCCCGUUCAAGCGCUCUCAGAGAUUGUACGAGGAAGGGAUACGUUACACGAAGGGUGCAUUUGGGUGUCUCUUGAUUCUCAUCUGCCAAUGGUUCUCGCCUACUAAAUUGGUCAUUACUUUCGAAACGAAAGGGAAAGGAGCGCUUACGGAGGAAGAGAUAGCAAACAUUGUCGUGCGGAACGAGAGUGGGGACCUUGUUUCCCUUAAUCUACCCCAUAGGUUUGUAUACAUCGCCAAUCACCAGGUUUACGCCGAUUGGUUGUACGCGUGGUGUUUUUUCUACUACAUUGGUCAAGGCGUUCACGAACACGUCUACAUAACGCUGAAGAAGAGUCUGAAAUGGGUUCCAAUCGUCGGAUGGGGUAUGCAAUUCUUCGACUUUAUCUUCUUGGAGAGAUCAUGGGCUUCGGACAGGGUACAACUCGCUCGUCACUUAUCUGAAUUGGGCAAAUCAGCAGAACGUGAAAAUCACCCACUGGCUUUCAUAUUGUAUCCAGAAGGGACUCUGGUAAGCAAGAACACGCGUCCCGUAAGUCGCAAGUUCGCAGACAAAAUGGGAAUAUCCGACAUGACGAACAUCCUUCUCCCAAGAUCCACCGGAUUGCAUUAUACUCUUCGCUCUCUUGCACCCCGAGUUCGAGAUCUUCGUAUGAUAGAUGCCACCAUGGUGUAUCCUGGUAUUCCACCGCUCGGCUACGGUCAGGAUUACUAUACAUUGAGGUCCAUAUUCUUCGACGGCAUUGCUCCACCAGCGAUCCACGUUCACUUGCGCAUCUUUGAUAUUAACAGGGAUGUUCCAAUUGGAGAUCUCUCUACGACCAAUCCCUCCACCCUACCUGGACCUAGCCGGGAAAGAGCCGUAGAAGUGGAUGUCCUCGAGAAAGAGAAGGUAACCUUCGACCUAUGGCUCCGAGAGUUGUGGACGGAAAAGGACAAGAGUAUUUCACAAUUCCUAGACACCGGAAAAUUCUCUAUUUCUACCCCUCCUGUGGAAAUUCCAUUGAGGUUGCGCCGGAAUAAGGAAGUCUUCGAUGCAUUCUGUUUUUUCCUUCCUUUUGCUUUGAUUUACGCUGUACGGAAACUUUUCCAUUGA
Messenger RNA from Marasmius oreades (fairy-ring Marasmius), 1321 nucleotides. RefSeq lists its product as uncharacterized. Gene Ontology annotation, molecular function: acyltransferase activity. Bases 65 to 1321 code for a protein of 418 amino acids. The transcript is spliced from 5 exons. NCBI's taxonomy places the organism in Eukaryota, Fungi, Basidiomycota, Agaricomycetes, Agaricales, Marasmiaceae. The record is from RefSeq and is a predicted model, not a curated record. Gene Ontology annotation, cellular component: endomembrane system.